This is a messenger RNA of Hemiscyllium ocellatum (epaulette shark), 2089 nucleotides long. It is a transcript of the gene mtmr7b, whose product is annotated as myotubularin related protein 7b. The coding region runs from base 53 to 2023 and encodes 656 amino acids. Gene Ontology annotation, biological process: phosphatidylinositol dephosphorylation. The transcript has 14 exons. Lineage: Eukaryota; Metazoa; Chordata; Chondrichthyes; Orectolobiformes; Hemiscylliidae. The record is from RefSeq and is a predicted model, not a curated record. Gene Ontology annotation, molecular function: phosphatidylinositol phosphate phosphatase activity.
GGGUCUUUUGGGCUCGCCUCCGGGUGGCUUCUUGGUUUCCUUCAGGCGAGGGAUGGAGCACAUCAGAACCCCGAAGGUUGAAAAUGUUCGCAUGCUGGAUCGCGUAUCAUCAAAGAAGGCAUCAGUUGGUUCACUAUAUCUGACAGCAACACAUUUGAUUUUUGUGGAGAAUUUGUCUGACUCUCGGAAAGAAACAUGGAUACUUCACAGUCAGAUUUGUGCUGUGGAAAAGCAAGCAACUACUGCAACAGGCUGUCCCCUGCUUAUUCGCUGCAAGAACUUCCAGGUUAUCCAGUUUAUCAUUUCACAAGAAAGAGACUGCCAUGAUAUUUACAUUUCAUUAAUUCGUUUAUCACGUCCAGUUAAGUAUGAAGAAUUAUAUUGCUUCUCGUUUAACCCGAAACAAGAAGGGAAUGAAAGAGAACGCGGCUGGAAUCUUACUGAUCUCAAGGCUGAAUACAAACGUAUGGGUGUUCCUAAUAACUUAUGGCAAGUUUCACAUGCAAAUAGAGACUAUGGGGUUUGUGACACAUACCCUACAGAGUUGUAUGUACCAAAGUCAGUUUCGACACCAGUUAUAGUCGGCAGUUCCAAAUUCAGGAGCAGAGGUCGCUUUCCUGUUCUCUGUUAUUUUUGCCAGGACAACAAUGCUGCUAUUUGUAGAAGCAGUCAACCUCUAUCUGGUUUCAGUGCUCGUUGCCUUGAAGAUGAACAGAUGCUUCAGGCCAUCAGGAAGUCAAAUCCCGGAAGUGAUUUCUUAUAUGUUGUUGAUACUCGACCAAAGUUAAAUGCAAUGGCAAAUCGAGCAGCAGGAAAAGGAUAUGAAAAUGAAGACAACUAUUCAAACAUUAAGUUCCAUUUUAUAGGGAUAGAAAACAUCCAUGUCAUGAGAAAUAGUCUGCAAAAACUACUGGAUGUCUGUGAGCUUCGAUCUCCUUCUAUGAGCGACUUUUUAUGGGGUUUGGAGAAUUCCGGCUGGUUGAAGCAUAUUAAAGCCAUUAUGGAUGCUGGAAUAUUUAUUGCGAAAGCAGUUGCUGAGGAAGCAGCCAGUGUUUUAGUUCACUGCUCAGAUGGUUGGGAUAGGACAGCACAGGUUUGCUCCAUAGCAGGCCUGCUACUUGACCCAUUUUACAGAACCUUAAAGGGAUUCAUGGUUUUAAUUGAAAAAGAUUGGGUUUCUUUUGGACACAAGUUUAAUCACAGAUACAGUCACUUGGAUGGUGAUCCCAGGGAAGUUUCACCGGUGAUUGAUCAGUUUUUUGACUGUGUCUGGCAGCUGAUGGAACAAUUUCCAUGCGCCUUUGAGUUCAAUGAAAGAUUUCUGGUGCACAUUCAUCAUCAUAUCUACUCUUGUCAAUUUGGCAACUUUAUUUGUAACAGCAAUAAAGAGAGCAAAGAACUAAGAAUUCAGGAGAAAACUCAGUCACUAUGGCCUCAUCUAUGGAAAAACGGUGUCGAUUACAAGAAUCCCCUCUACAGGCAAAACCAUAGUCAGACUCAGGGAGUUCUGAGACCGCACACAGCUCCAUCUAACUUCAGGUUUUGGAGAAGCAUGUACAAUAGAUUUGAAAAAGGUAUGCAUCCUCGACAGUCUGUUACAGAAUUCUUGAUGGCUGUGAAGGAGGAAACCCAGCAGCUGGAAGAUGAACUUGAAAUACUGGAGGAGAAGUUAGGAAGACUGGAUCAAUCUCAUCUGAGAAACAGAAAAGUAGAAAUCAAACUGCCUCACAAACUGGAAAUUUCCACUUCUGAUCAAUGUUUAGCUAACACUCCUCAGGAUUACACUGACAACGGGAAACCAUUUACUUCUUGUAGCCCUUCACAGGCAGAUGAAGAUUCAGAAACUACAAUUCUGACACAUGAUAUGAAGCAUUCAGACACUGAUCUUUCUGGCAAUAGUGACCAGGAGUCAGGUGUUGCUGACUUGAACUGCAGAUCACCAAGUGGUGGAGACUUCCUGUCUAGUGAUGACAACAAAAAUCUGUCAGCAUACUCUGAAGAACUUGCCUUUGCUGUUGCAUGAGAAUCUAGUGAUACCUGCUAUAAUUCAACAUGGGAACAAAUUUUAUAUUAAAUUAUAUACUGGUAA